Molecule: messenger RNA, 6609 nt
Organism: Lytechinus pictus (painted urchin)
Lineage: Eukaryota; Metazoa; Echinodermata; Echinoidea; Temnopleuroida; Toxopneustidae
Exons: 1
Coding region: 792-3281 (829 amino acids)
Source: RefSeq, a predicted model, not a curated record
UGAGAACGAAAUAUGCGUUUAUGUACGUUGGAAAGAAAAUCAGUUCUGAGAAAGCUCUUUGCAACACCUUUACUUUUCUAAACGGUAUAUCAGUCGAGAGUUUUCAUCUGAAUAUAAGUUUGGACCUUACCUCGACACCCAUCUCUUUAUUUGCGGAUAACGGCGAAAUGUGAGCUGAAAACGAUAUUUAGACAUUUCAACUGAAGCUGUCCUACUUAUUGUCAAGUGGCUUUCUACCAUUAUACGAAAUAUAAUUGUGUUCAGCGGUCGUGUCAAUAUUGUUUAACAUGAUUGUCGACCAUAAUUGGAGGACAAAUCUCGUCUCUUCAUAUAUUUUUGAAGCAUUAAACACUUACCACCAAAAUUAAAACUCUCUGAAGUUUUGAUAUGGACAGGGGAUUAUUCAGUACGUUUAAAGUCAUACAGUUUGAUCGUGUUAAUCACUUCAAAACAAACUUUUAAUGAAGCAACCGUCGCUUAUUUAAUGAUUCAUUAUACAAAGAACUUAUACGUUGAUUGACCAUGACAGGAAGUGCAUAUGAAGCCCUAUUGUGUGAAUUGAGUCAAUCUAAAACCAAGCGGAUGACUCUGGUAUCAAUACGAGUUCAAUGGUGUACUAUUCGCACAUACAGCAAGUGCAGGAACAAGUGUUAUUGGUAUUAUUCCGAGUUCAAUCUCAGAUCAACACCAUUUGCAUACACAAUUAGAGAAUGAUUCAUUUUGUCUAAUUUGGUUGCUUAAUCAGCCGAACAUAGAAGCUAUUAGAAAACCUGGACUACAUCUCAUCAACGAUGGCUUGUUCAAAGUACACACAAGUCAUUCUUUUAGUUCUUUCUGUCAUCAUCUUCUCUCAUCUGCAAGCAUCAGAAGCCAUUCGUAUAGAACAAGGACCAACAAAUGCAACCGUUGGUAUUGGUGAGUUGAUAACCCUGAUUUGUGACGUCACAGAUCAAAGUGUGAACACGAUUCUAUGGUAUCACGCAAGCAAGAACGUCUUUAUAAGCGAAGGGGGUCAUGUCUACAACAACGAAGGACUGCCACGAAAUUAUAACGUUCUGGUCGACGAAGGUGUUCGUUCGUUUAAUUUGCAAAUCAUCCAUGCAGAAAUCGAAAAUACAGGAUGGUAUGAAUGCGGCUACCUAAAUUCAAUGAAUAUCUAUAAAAGAUUAGGAAACUCUGCCUAUGUUAAUGUUCGGGUGUCACAUCGACCUCCAGAGAUGAUAUUGUCACCCCCAGUAUGCACGGUUGCCCAGAUACCAAUGCUUCCUGGCCAGGAUAGCGAAGUCGACAUCGUUUGCUCGUGGAUUAACGGAGGUCCAAACACACGACCUUCUCUGUUUUGGAAUGGUGCACCAAUCGGACAUAACAUUACCCUUGCGAAUCGCAUUAUUGGCAGAAUUGUGUCUUCGCACAUUUAUGGCUUCGCUUGCGGUCUUGUCCUGGCUAAUUCUACAGUUUCCAUCAACUCCACAUGUGACGUCAUUUCCGGUCGGAUAGCACGCAUUCGAAUGGACCCUCUUAUCAAUGAUGUCUACGAAGGAAAUGUUGCAAAUUUCUCUUGCAGUAUCGACGGUCAUGGACUCAAUCCCAUAGACCUCUUGAUCACAAAAGAUGGAAAGAAUCUAGGUAGAUCAUCUUUCGUGGAUUCCCUGAACGUUCAAUUUACCCCCGUUCUUCAAGAGAACAAUACUGUUUUAGUAUGCAUCGCAUCUGAUUUACCUGGUACUAUGAUUACAGUUGAGUCUGUUCUUCGUAUUCUACCUGCCCUCCAGACUACAACCGAUACCACUAGUACAUCUUUGACUAACUCUACUGACGCGAAUACCGUAACCCCGACUUUCGCCUCUUCGAUGAAAGCCCGGACUUUGUACAUGAUUAUCAUUAUUGUUGCAUCCAUGGGGACGAUGAUCUUCUGUAUCCUCGCCGUGGUUGGGGUGUGUGCCCGUCGCAGGCGAAGAAAGGUGGCUCUUCUCCAAGCAAACUAUACCUCUGAACUGUCAGUUGAGCUGGUGGAAACCACGUUGGUAUUGGAUGAAUCAGACGAACAAGAAGUCAAGAACACUACUGACGACGUCUCCGCAUAUGCUGUAUCAGUACCCUCUACGUCGGAUAUCCCAGAGGUAACUCUACGAUCACCACCGCUUACAACGUCGUCCGAAACUCCUAUAAGACGUUCGUCUUUACCCGAUCAAAAGAUCCAUUACCAUGGACUCGAAGAUAGCAUUACUAAAAUGGAUUUCCGAGAUAGAAAGCAGUCUGAGCCAUUUGUCGUUUACGCUAAACCACUUGAGAUGAAUCUUAGGAAGUGGGCGUCGCAGGGCGUGACUCCGUGUGGAAGUGAUAACGAUGCCGAUAUUAUCUCUGUGGUCUAUGCCAAACCAGAGAAGCCGAAAAUCCGAAAAUGGGCAUCUCAAGGAACAGGUGCCUUUGUAGGAAUUGAUUUUAAAGAGGGAAAUCGGGAUCCGUUUCAUCGAAAAGCAUCAGAGCCCGGGUCAUAUGCAGUGCCAGAUGGAUCUAAAUCUUCUCUGGAUACGACGAUCACAGGCUUGGGGAUGUUUCCUCAGUAUGCAAAACCCAACAAGAAAGGGAGGAGAUACAUAUCUCAAAAAGUCGGAAAGUCUUCCGUUUCCAAGACCAGGAAGUGGAUGUCAAUGUCUAAAGAACGAGUGGACAUUGACAAUUUUUCCAAAGUGCCAGCCUACUCCGAGGUCACAGGAUUGUCACAUGGCGGAUACGACGAUACCUCCCAAAUGGAAGAAUCACCAAGCGUUCCUAGUAGGGAAUCGGAGAGUAAAACAAAACCUGACGUACCAUUUAGCAAGUCGCGAUCGUUACCAUCAUCUUCACCCCUCUAUGCAGAUCCUGAAGAUUUCACAGGCCCUUCUGCAUCACUUAGAUAUGGUGGAUAUGACAAGGUCAAUGUAAUACAAUCGUCCAUUAUCCAAGAGGUAAGGGAAAGGUUAUCAAAGAACCCUCAUUACGAGAGCAUACCCGUUGAGAAAGAGCUCGCCAAUAGGACCAAAGCAGAGACGACUACGUCAUCCGACAACCAUAGCGAAUCAUCUACCACAUCUGUGUAUGAAACUGAAGCAGAGGGAACGACUCAAAGUUACGAUGCUUCCCCUGAAGAUUCCUACGAGGUUAUUGAAGCGAAUUCUUUGGACUCGUUGUUAUCUGACGAGGACGAUGACGAUGGCGAAGACUUUGAUCCGGAGAAUGAUUCGGAGAAUGAAACGCAGAAUUCUCACUAUCAGAUGACGAGGUUGAAACAGAUUCUGUGAUAAAAAUGUAAAUCUUCUUAAGUGUUCACUUCAUAUUACGGUUAAACCCGUUCUCAUGUGCAGAUCAUGAUAUCGCUGUUAUGAUUUAUUAGUUUAUUCUUUAUUACACUUAUGUGAAAUAUUUCAGUUCAAUGUUAGUAAUUGAAACGUCGUUUUGAUAACAUUUGCUCAAAUUAAUGCACUCUCUUGUGUAGAUAUAAUGCAUUAGGGACUAGUAGAUAUAUCUGUAAUCAAUAGGAACAUAUAAACUCCAUUUGCGAUAGCGUUGACAGGAGUGUAAAUGUCCACAGAAUCUUUGAGUAUUAUAACGGUUGCUUGAUAUCGUCUUUGUAGUAGCAAAGGUCAUUUUAUCAUCUAUGCAACAGGGAUGAGAAGCGGGAGUCAAGAAUUUACUUACGCUCAACUUUACAACUGGCAGAACCAUUAACUGGCAAAUUUAUGCCUCAACUACUUUAAAUCUAACGCUCUAAGUUCAAAAUAGGAAAAUAAAUGUACAAAGUAAUACGCUCUUUAUUUUGUUUUUAUAAAGUCCUGUUUACUAAACAGUAAAGUAAUUGUUUUAACGGAGUCCAACGAUUUAUAGUCUUUCAUUUAAAUAACCAUCAUACCAUUCAGCUUUCCUUCUUCACUUUGAUGCCAAAUAUAAUGUAUAGUUCAUGCAUAUAGAUGAGCAUUCGAACAGUUAACGUAAAACCAAAGAUAGCUCGAUAUUUUUUUUAAGGAUGCGACGACCUUUCCUAAGAAGGGGAUGGCUGCGCUCAGAUCAUAAGAAUAUCUUUUGCAUUCUUGUUUCAUUUUUUCACUAAUCUCUGAGGGCGGACUUAGAUUCACACGUGGUUUAAUUUAAAUUUAGGGAAAAACAAUGAAAUGACAUCUUAUUUGGAUGACAAAUAUUAAUAUAAUGAUUACAAAGUUUUGUAAACUUAUGGCUCGGUCACAAAUGUCAUUAAGAAAUCACUGUUGCGAGGGCCUUACGAACGAUUUUUAGACCGAUCUAUCUCAAGAAGGCCAUACGAAAGUAGCAUUCGCAGACAGUUCGUAGACCGUUUGUAAGUUUGCACUUGAUUCGAUGGCCUUGUCUAAGAUGUAUUCAACACAGUUCAAACCCUCUCUUCGUAAGGCAGUCGUACGAACGUCAUAAGAGCAUAGUAAGAACUAUGCAAGAUUUUAUGGGGAUGAGAGACAAUUCUAGAAGCAUUUCAAAAGUUUUACAAUGAUCGUAAAGAAUGUAUUACGUUCUUAAUAGAUGGCUCUUACGGAGUUAGUAAGUUCGCAAGAUGGUCAUAAGUCUGAGGGAAGAAUAACUCAAGUAAAACGUGCGAAUUAUAGGGCGAUUGCACACCUGAAAAUCAUUUUGUAUAUUAAGGACGUUCCACAGGUAAAAUGAAAUCCAUGUAAUUUUUGAAAAAAUUUUGCACAAAGUUACUUUAGCACCUAAUUAUUCCAAAUAUGCCAAAAUUAACAUGGGUUCAUGUGCUUGAUAUUUUUUGCUAUCGAGCUUUGAAGGUCACCUAGUUGCAAGGUCUCGAGAAAUACGCAUUUAAAAUGAUUUUGCGUUUUUGAACCCCACGAGAUCACAACGUUGAGUGUAAACGUUUAUUAAUCAGUCAAACUCCAUCUAAAUGUCACAAAAUGUUACAUUAUAGUUCAUAAUUAUACAAAAUUCAUUCAUAUUGCUAUUCGUUUGCCCUUUAAAGAGUAGUUGCACAUUCAAUUUUAAAAAUAAGGUGUGAAAGGUGACAAAAACAUAUCUAAAAAAAUUGAAAAUUAUUUAACAAAUUUAAGAGUUACAAUAAAUGCUGCACUUUAUUUUAAAUCCAUGUCAUUCUCACCGAAUUUUGCAUGGUUGUAGAGAAAGGUAUAUUUAGGAGGUGUAAACAUUAAAAAUUGGGACUUCAUGUGCUUGUUUUCAAAAUAUCAGCACUUUUGUUGGAGCAAAUGUACUUUAAAAACACAAAAACGAGCUAAGAGGCUUGUAUCUUCAUAAGGGAAAAUUCUACACCACCAUCCCCGGCCAUUUAGUCAAACUCGAGGUCAUAUUCGUCAUACUUUGCAGCACUGCAGACUAAAGUAUUCGUAAGAGGUAGAGGCGUUUUAAAAGUUGGUCCAUAUAUUAUUUACAGAUAACAGCUUCGUAAAAUAACAUAUCAAGGUUUGCUGUUAUAGUGCAGAUGCUUGGAAAAAUCAGCUGAUAACAGUAGCAGCUGGUUACUCACCUGUUCACGUAUUGUGACGUUUACGCACAUGGCGUAAAAUAUGCGCAGAUGGAGAUGCGAACAAACAUAAAUAUCUUGUUAAAAAUAAUGGAUUGAAAAUAAUUUUUGGAUCUCCAUAGAACAUUACGCAUAUUGGACUUAUCGAAUAUUUAUCUAUGAUGAAGUCCUAUAUUGUUAGAACACCAUUGUUAUGAAAAAUCACUUUUAUAAAAUGGAAAGCUUAUUUGUUACGAAAUGUAAAAAAAGUUAAUUAAUCAACAAUACAUGAAUAAUAUGAUAUAAUCAUGGCAAUUUUCACUCAUAUUUUGUACAGCUAUGACUGUUUUGAGAUAAAAUCAAAAUCUUUGAAUUAUUAAACUGAGAGUUGAAUUGUAAUUUUCCUAUUUACCCACCAAAUUUGUGCGCAGGUGUUGCUUUUUAACAAAGUUCCAACAAUGACAUUAAGAAACUAUUAUUAUAUUUGGGGUUACGCAGAAUAUAUCAUUAUAUUUCUUGUUUGUGAAUCUCGUUGCAACCCCUCGAGACUUUUUUGUCCCCCCACACGCAUUUUCCAUCCCGUGAAUUUAAUAUUCCCGGAGGCGAAGUCGUAAGAAGCUUUACAUGUAUUAGAAAAGCAAGUAAUUAUUGACCCAUUCAUAUGAAACCAUCUUGUAAAUUGGAGAUUUGAUCAAAAUAUGUUCAAAAUAAUACUUGUCAUGCUUGUUGCAGUUAGUUGCUGUAUCGAAGGUAACAUGUAAUCUAUUGUCUACGCCAUAGACGCCGAAUAGGCGUAAACACAUUACAUUUAACCUAGUACCCAAUGCCAAGAGCUUAAUAUCAUUCUGAUACCAGGAAGUCAUAAAUUAGUAGUAGAUAUAAAGAGAGUUGAGUUUUAUCUUAUAAUAAUAACACCCGUCGCUUUUAACAAGAUUGAAUUCUAAUCACUUUUUUAUCAGACGAUAAGUGGAUGUCGCUAGAAUAGCAACAUGCAAUUAACUACAAUGAAUGACUAAAAAAUUAUGGUUGACUGUUUACCUGCACCUUUAUAGGUGAGAGUGAACAAGAUGAUGAUGGUUUCACGAUCGGAUUAAUCAGAUUGAUUAUAUUUUACAUUAAAUUUUGUUAUCAUUUUA